Messenger RNA from Lecanosticta acicola, 997 nucleotides. The record is from the annotation of a GenBank genome assembly. Lineage: Eukaryota; Fungi; Ascomycota; Dothideomycetes; Mycosphaerellales; Mycosphaerellaceae.
AUGUGGAUCUUUGAAGGUGAUCUCAGUUGGGACGAUUGGACGAUAUUCAUUGUUGCAGCUAUAGCGGUAGGCAUGGGGGCCAUAAUUCACUAUGAUACACGGCAUGGACUGGGACAGAAUAUCUGGAAUGUCGAUAUCGAUACCGUUACGCAUCUCUUGUUCGUAAGUUCUCGCAUCACCUUAAAGACUUUCAGGGAUCCUCCCCAGCAUGCUAAAAUGAUCUCAGUAUAUUUAUAUCGGCGGAUUCUUCUACCUCCCAGUCACUUGUGGUGCCAAGAUCUCGAUUUUGCUCCUUUACGUCCGCAUCUUCGACAGCGCGGCCAGCGAAAGACAUCGGUUUCGCAACAUUUGCUGGGCCCUGAUCGCUCUCAUCACGGCUACUACACUUGGAUGCAUAGUCUCUUGGGUUCUGGAGUGUGAACCUCUGAACCUCAUCUGGACGCGCUGGACAUACUCUCCGACCGAGUCAUAUAAGGGCCAUUGCGCCAACGCGGAAAUCCAGGUCUACACCUUCGCGGCCCUGAACAUGGUAUAUGACCUGGUCGUCUUCUGCCUGCCGAUUCACAGGGUGCUCAAAAUGCGAAGUCAGAGCACGAGACGAAAGGUUACCAUCAUUCUGACUUUUCUCGUCGGCCUCUUCGUCACGACUUGCAGUGCCGUUCGACUCCAGUACCUGGUGAACUUUGGCACGCCAAAGGAUCCGACCUUUCAAUACGCCCACAUGUGCAUGGUCUCCAUGUUUGAGUGUUACUUUGGCAUCAUAUGCGCUUGUAUGCCGCUUAUCGCUGGCUCCGUGAGACGAAUGUUCGCGACGAAGGUCAAUGCUGUGCUGAGAAGUCGCAGUAGUGAUUGGAGUAGCGGUCCACUGGUAUUACCGCCCAUGGCGACUACAGGCCCAGAAAGGGCCGUGAUCGCACAUGCAGUCUCUGAUGGUGAAGGAUUUAUCGACUAUGCAAAGCGGCAAGACAGUGUUGUGCCUGCUUUGCAGCCUGUAUAG